Messenger RNA from Macaca mulatta (Rhesus monkey), 2151 nucleotides. RefSeq names its product crystallin gamma S (gene CRYGS). Gene Ontology annotation, molecular function: structural constituent of eye lens. Gene Ontology annotation, biological process: visual perception; lens development in camera-type eye. Lineage: Eukaryota; Metazoa; Chordata; Mammalia; Primates; Cercopithecidae. The record is from RefSeq and is a predicted model, not a curated record.
UUUUAGAUAUUGCUAUUUGUUAAUGAAAUAAAUGAUACUCAGACAUUUUUUUAAAGUUUAUAAAAUUCAGAAAACUAAGCAUAUAGCUUAAUAUUUUCUCAGUAAUCUUUAUAUCAAGGCACAUUUGCCAUUUUCUGAAUUGACCAUAAUACCUCCCAUUUAUUAAGAUAUUUGUUGGAUAGUUUUAUUAAUAGAAAGAUGAGGAAGUUGGACUUUUGAGAAUAUACUUGAUCAGUUAAAGUUAAAAAUGGAGAAAAGUUAAUUUGUUGUUGUUGUUGUUUUGUAUUUACAUAAGAUGCAAUCUCAUUCCUAAAGUCAGAGGUGUAUUAGGGCCAAAAAAUGUUCUCCGAACAGGUUUGAAUGUUGUAUUAUGGGCAAAGAAGACCACCUAGCCGGUAGCAGGUUGUGUUUAAUUAGGUAACCCUUGGCAAAUUCAGGAGUCCCAAGUCACUUUUAUACAUACAGUGGCACCCUUCUUAUGAAUUAGAGCUCUUUUUCUAAAAAGAAAUUGUGUUUUGAAAAAAUUAAAUAAUAGUUGCAAGAAUAAGUCAGUGAACUGUAACAUACCCUUUAUCUAGAUUCGAUUUGCCAGUUGUUAACAUUUUGCUACAUUCUCUUUACCACUCUUGACGUGAUAGUAUUGUUUUAUUUUUGCGCAACAAUUUGAGAGUUAGGUUGCAGACAUCUUGAACCUUUCUUCUAAAUGAUAGCAUACAUGUCCUAGAAACAGACAUUCUCUUACCUAGUCAUGGUACAAUGAUCAAAUUCAAGAAGUGAAACUUUGGUACAAUAGCAUUAUCUAAUUUACAGUCCAUAUUAAAAUGUUUCUGAUUAUCCCAGCAGUGUUCUUUAUAGUGACUUUUUUCCCCAAACACAAGAUCAUGCAUUGCAUUUAGUUGUCAUGUAAGUUUUGUUGCUUUUAGAACAUGUCGCUUCUGUCCAGAAUUAGAGAUAGUCUUCUGACUCUUACCUCUUACAAGCUUUGUUGAAGAAAAAGGACAUUAGGAAUUUCAAAGAGGCUGCUUCCUAUUAAAAAAAAAAGCAAAAAGGGACUCUUUUGUUUUUAAUUUUUACAACUUUGUCUGGGUUUUGGUUUCUUGACUCAGCAAAGUCUAUAAUGCAGCAGGGCUUGGUAAGCAUUAAAGGCGGUACUGAAGCUUUCCUUUAUUUUAUAAUCCCAGUUGUUUUUUCUAGAAACCAUCAAUAGCGUCUAAAUGACUGACUCAAUUUUUGGAUCCUGUUCUCAUGACUAAGCAAAUGUUUGACUGAAACCAGCCCAUAUAAAUGUCACUGUGCCUCUAACUCUCUGUAGCCAUUCCUGAAUUUCUUUCAGCACUGGGCAAACCAGUCUGUGCACCAAAAAUGUCUAAAACUGGAACCAAGAUUACCUUCUAUGAAGACAAAAAUUUUCAAGGCCGUCGCUAUGACUGUGACUGCGACUGUGCAGAUUUCCACACAUACCUAAGUCGCUGCAACUCCAUUAAAGUGGAAGGAGGCACCUGGGCUGUUUACGAAAGGCCCAACUUUGCUGGGUACAUGUACAUCUUACCCCAGGGAGAGUACCCUGAAUACCAGCGUUGGAUGGGCCUCAAUGACCGCCUCAGCUCCUGCAGAGCUGUUCAUCUGCCUAGUGGAGGCCAGUAUAAGAUUCAGAUCUUUGAGAAAGGGGAUUUUAAUGGUCAGAUGUAUGAAACCACUGAAGAUUGCCCUUCCAUCAUGGAGCAAUUUCAUAUGCGAGAGAUCCACUCCUGUAAGGUGCUGGAGGGUGUCUGGAUUUUCUAUGAGCUACCCAACUACCGUGGCAGGCAGUACCUCCUGGACAAGAAGGAGUACCGGAAGCCCAUCGAUUGGGGUGCAGUUUCCCCAGCUGUCCAGUCUUUCCGCCGCAUUGUGGAGUAAUGACAUGAAUGGGGCCAUAUUCUUCCUGAGGCCCAAAUGCUGGCUGGCCUUGUGGUCCAAAUAGGCAUCAUCAAUAAAACAGUUGGCAUGCAUCCCACUGCUGACUAUAACGCCUCUCCUUAAAUGCUUCUAGGGACCAGCAAUAUAAUGCUCGCCAUGGUGGGCAGUUACACUAAGCAACACAUCUACCAGAUCACCGAUCUAGAUCUUUGUGCCAAACAAAAUGAGUCUCAUUAAAAGGUUAGAAAGUCA